This is a messenger RNA of Triticum turgidum subsp. durum (durum wheat), 4494 nucleotides long. The record is from the annotation of a GenBank genome assembly. Lineage: Eukaryota; Viridiplantae; Streptophyta; Magnoliopsida; Poales; Poaceae.
AUGGACCUCACGGAGAAGGAUAAGGAGGAGCCGUCGAGGAAAAGGAGGGAGACAAGGAAGGUGCUGGAUCCUGUCAGGAUUGCGGGGAAGAAGAGGAGGAACAAUGAUGACAGGAUUCUUGAGGAGGAUUACAAGAAUGUCUUAAUCGACAAUCCAACCACAGCCACAGUUUCUGAUCCUGUUAUUGAAUCAAGUGCCGAAAAUGAAGUCGAGCAAUCUGGUGCUCAACUGCCAGUCCUUGAGGAUAUCUCGAGGCUGUUUGAUGGUUCGGUGAGUUCUUCAUUGGGCGCCAUGAGACCCCUUGUUGAGAAGCUUGGCAUACUGCUAGCUCCUUCUCAGGAACACUACAAGAGGUUGCCCAAGAGGAUCAAGGAGGGGGUGCACCUUCUCAAGGAUGAUGUUGAAGUGAUAAGCUCCUACCUUGAUGAACUGUCAGAGUUGGAGGACCCUCCCCCGGUGGCCAUAUGCUGGAUGAAUGAGGCACGCGAUUUGUCUUACGAUAUGGUAGAUUACAUUGACAGCUUAUUAUUUGUGCCGCCUGACCGUUUCAUCAAAAAGAGGCUUAAGUGGUACAAACAAAUUGCAUUCAUAGCGCAGGUGUCAGAACAUGGUACCAAGACCAGUAAAAUCAUUCAUGUUAAUGUCCCUCGUCUUCCCAGUAAGCCCAAGAUUGCAGAAACAAUAUCGGAAUUCAGGAUCUAUGUCCAGGAGGCUUUUGAACGGCACGACAGGUAUAAGCUCCAGUGUUGCAGCACCUUGAGGAGGCAUAGAUUCUUGUCCGCUGGCAGUAUGCUUCCAAUGCCCUAUGAUGAAGUUGCACAAAUUGUAAUCGAUGGGCGUAUGAAUGAGUUUAUCUGCUCACUGGCCGCUAAUGAUACGGCAGGUCAGCAGCAGCUCAAGGUGGUAUCUGUUCUUGGAUCUGGGUGUCUUGGUAAAACUACACUUGCCAAUGUGUUGUAUGAAAGAAUUGAGAUGCAAUUCGAAUGCAGAGCUUUCAUCCGAGUGUCCAGAAAGCCUGAUAUGAAGAGACUUUUCAGUGACUUGUUCUCGCAACUCCACAAGAAGCAGCCACUACCUGCCAGCUGUAAUGAGCUUGGCAUCAGCGACAAUACCAGCAAACAUAUGCAACAUAAAAGGUAUCUAAUUGUUAUUGAUGAUUUGUGGGAUGCAUCAGUGUGGGAUAUUAUUAAAUAUGCUUUUCCAAAUGGAAACUGUGGCAGCAGAAUAAUAAUAACUACACAGAUCGAAGAUGUUGCAUUAACAUGUUGCUGUGAUCGUCCAGAGCAUGUUUUCGAGAUGAAACCUCUCGAUGAUGCUCACUCGAGAAUGCUAUUCUUUAACAGGCUUUUUGAGGGCUCCAUAAUCUGGAAGGAUGAUCUUUCGAUGCAAUGGGUAGCUGAAGCCUCCAUCGUUACACAAAAAGGGAAAGGGCAAUAUCAAGACCGGUUGAAGAAAGCUGCAGGAAUCUGUUUUGAUGAACUUAUUGAUAGAAGAUUCAUCCAACCUUCAUAUAUCAACUACAACAAUGAGGUAUUGUCCUGUACGGUCCAUGAUGUAGUACGUGAACUUAUUGCACACAAGUCUGCAGAAGAGAAUUUCAUUGUGGUAGUAGACUACAAUCGAAAGAAUAUAGCACUUUCCCAUAAGGUUCGCCGACUAUCUCUCAUCUUUGGUGAUGCAAAAUAUGCGAAGACACCAGAAAACAUCACAAAGUCACAGGUUCGAUCACUCAGAUUUUUUGGAUUAUUCGACUGUAUGCCUUGUAUUAGAGAUUUCAAGGUUCUUCGUGUCCUAAACCUUCAACUAUCUGGUCAUUGUGGCCUCCAUGACCCCAUAGACCUCACUGGGAUUUCAGAGCUGUUUCAGCUAAGAUAUUUGAAGAUUGCAAGUGAUGUUUGCAUAAAACUACCAAACCAUAUACGAGGGCUGCAAUGUUUGGAAACGCUGGAUGUUAUGGAUGCAACAAGAGUCACUGCUAUUCCAUGGGAUAUUAUACAUCUCCCACACUUGUUCCACCUGGCUCUUCCGGUUGACACAAAUCUGCUAGGCACCAUGACUGAUUCCGUCGUCAGUCUGUGGAGCCUUUGCAAGCUGAACUACCUGCAAGAUCUUUAUCUUACCAUUUCUUCUACACCUUGUUCUGGCCAUCCGGAGAAAAACAUGGAUUCUGUAGGCUCUUUACUAGAAGGACAUGGCAGCCUGAAAAAUAUAGUCGUGUCUCAUGGCCCAUCGGUUAAAGAUAUUGUGGUUCCCGGUGCCUCAAAAGUAAUCAUUUCCUGGGAUGACUUGGAGCCUCCCCCUCUUCUCCAGAGAUUUGAAUGCUCGCCACACAGCUGCGUCAUAUUUUCCCAAAUUCCUAAAUGGCUUAAAGAACUUGGUAACCUGUGCAUUCUGAAGAUGGCAGUAAUGGAACUGCAGAUGAGUUCUGUUGAUAUUCUCAGAGGAUUGCCUGCCCUCAUUGAUCUGUCGCUGUAUGUGCAGUGGGCACCAGGUGAAAGGAUCAUCUUUGACAAGGCGGCCGGGUUCUCAGUUCUCAAGUACUUCAAAUUGAGGUGCACAAGUGGUAUCCCGUGGCUAAAAUUUGAGGCGGAUGCAAUGCCUAAUCUCUGGAAGCUCACGCUAGGUUUCAAUGCCAUUCCCCGAAUGGACCAACAUCAACUAAUCCGCAUCGAGCAUAUGCCAGACCUUAAAGAGAUCUCCGUAAAAUUUGGGGGUGCAGCUGCUCAUAUAGAGUAUGCCGUGAGGUCUGUCGUUAGUAAUCAUCCAAGAAAUCCUACAAUCAACAUGCAAUUGGUGAAUUCUAGUUCCUAUGGUGAUGAAAGCACAGAACAGAGCCUUCCAAUAAACUGGGCUCCCGAGUCAUGUGCGGCCGAUGCGGUUGCUGAUGUGGAGCCACUCCGUCGCCUCUCUGACAACCUCGCCACAGCCUUCCACUCACCGGAUGACUUCGCCUUCCUUGCCGAUAUGUGCAUUGCCGUGCCCGGCGCGCCCGACCUGCACGUGCACCGCUACAUGCUCUCUGUGCGGAGUCCCUUCCUCCGCGCAUUCUUCGCACGCCGCGCCUCUGUGGAGGGCAACAGGUUGGAACUCUGGGAACUUCUGGGCGAGAAGGUGGAGGUCGGGUAUGAGGCACUGCAGCUAGUGCUCGAGUACCUGUACAGCGCCCGCUUCCAUGUCCUUCCCAGGCCAGCAUGUGUCUGCGUCGACAUGGAUGGUUGCGCGCACGUCAGCUGCCACCCCGUCAUCUCCUUCAUGGCGCAGGUCCUCUUUGUUACAUUCACCUUCCAGAUCACCGAGCUCACCAACUACUUCCAGGAGCCAAUACUAAGCCACGUUAUGCCCUUCUUUUCCACACAGCGGCAUCUCCUUGAUGUCCUUGAUGAUGUUGAAGUGGGUAACCUUCCAUUGAUAUUAUCUGUUGCAAACUUGUGCAAUAAAUCUUGCAUGAAACUGCUCGAUAGAUGCCUUGAGAUGGUAGUCCGGUCAAAUCUUGAGAUGAUUACUCUUGAGAAAGCAUUGCCUCCAGAUGUUAUGAAGCAAAUUACUGAUGCACGGCUAAGUCUUGGGUUAGUUUCACCUGAAGACAAGGGAUUUCCUAAGAAACAUGCAAGAAGGAUACUCAGAGCUCUUGACUCUAGUGAUGUGGAGCUGGUGAGGAUGCUGCUCAAGGAAGGGCAGACUAACCUUGAUGAUGCAUUUGCAUUGCACUAUGCUGUAGAACAUUGUAACUCAAAGAUCACAACUGAACUUCUGGACAUUGCACAUGCAAAUGUCAAUCACAGAAAUCCAAGAGGUUAUACUGUUCUUCACAUUGCUGCCAGGCGAAGAGAUCCUAAAAUUCUUGUCUCUCUUUUAACCAAAGGUGCUCGGCCUUCUGAUCUUACAUUUGAUGGAAGAAAAGCAAUUCAAAUAGCAAAGAGACUCACAAAACAUAGGGAUUACUUUGGGAUUACUGAAGAAGGAAAACCGUCUCCUAAAGAUAGGUUAUGCAUUGAGGUACUGGAGCAAGCUGAAAGAUGGGAUCCACAAGUUGGAGAAGCAUCGGUUUCUCUUGCAAGGGUUGGUGACUGUGAACCUGGAAAGUUGUUGUACCUUGAAAACCGAGUUGGUUUGGCAAGGAUACAUUUUCCAGUCGAGGCAAGAGUAGCAAUGGACAUUGCUCAACUGGAUGGUACUUCGGAAUUUAUCCUUGGUUCUAGUGCAGAUCCACCUCCAGAGAUACAACAGGCAACUGUUGAUCUAAAUGAAACUUCUUUGAUAAUGAAUGACGAACACUUGGCUCGGAUGAGGGCCCUCUCCAAAACAGUUGAACUUGUUAGGCGCUUCUUUCCGCGUUGUUCGAAUGUGCUGGACAAGAUCAUGGAUGAUGAAUCUAAGCUGGCUUCUCUCGGAAAAGAAGCAUCCAUGGAGAAGAGGAGGUUCCAUGACGUGCAUGACUCGCUUCAGAAGGCAUUCAGCGAGGACAAGGAGUCGUCUUGUUUGACAAGUUUAUAG